Messenger RNA from Musa acuminata subsp. malaccensis (wild Malaysian banana), 2417 nucleotides. The record is from RefSeq and is a predicted model, not a curated record. NCBI's taxonomy places the organism in Eukaryota, Viridiplantae, Streptophyta, Magnoliopsida, Zingiberales, Musaceae.
GAGAGAGAGAGAGAGAGAGAUGAGAAGAGAGGGGGAAAGAAUCUAAACCUCCACCUGCUCUGAGAUGCAAAGCCUUUCUCUUUGCUUCCCACUCUCUUCUUCUGCUUCCAAUUCUUCUAAUUCUCCUCCGUCAAGGAGUGUAGAAGAGGUCUGGGGUCUGGUGCUCCGCCUGGCGAUGUGACCGCUAACUGCCUUUCCCGCUACCGGCUGUCGUAGUUCGAGAAGAAAGUCGGAGAUCGAGAUAGGUCGCCGGGAUCUCGAACUAGAUCGAUGGUGGCCGCCACCGCAGCCACGACCGUCGCCGCCGGGUCCAGGAAAUCUCCGAAUCCCCACAAGAACGCUUCUGCCCCGCCGCAUAGCGACGGUCUCCGUAACCCUCAUCCCCGGAUGCUGAUCCCCUCCGAGAAGGACAAUGCCGCCACCGGCGCAGGACGAGCUCGCACCAAGAAGGUCAAUUCUCGGUUCCUCCCCUCUUAUAGCUGCCCCUCGUCCUCUACGGCCACUUCGUGUUCUACCACCACUACCUUCUCUUCUUCGAGCUCUCGGCGCUUCCCGUCGCCGUUCGUGACCCCCCGGCCAUCGACGCUGCCGGCCUUGCCCCAGUGUACGGCCCAGAAGCGAUCGCACUCCGUCGGUCGGGCUCGGCCUUCCACGACUGUCGCCCAUCCCUGCCCAACUCCGGCCGAGCCCUCCGCUGCCACCCGUGCCUUCUGCAUGACCCGGAGCCUCUCGGUCUCCUUCCAGGGGGAAUCCUUCUUCUACCGGAUCAGCCGACCCAAGCCCGCCUCCCCCACGUCCGAGCGGCGGAGACAUGGUGCCACUUGUGCCCCUCUGGCGAAGGCUGGUGAUCAUUUAGAGAAUUCGAGGCCCUCAGACAGCCACCACCUGUGGCCCGCUUCGAGAGCUCCGCCGUCCAACCCGUUGACGAGGAGCUUGAAUUGUUCCUCUGAGAAGAAAGAACCCAUUUUGGCCACCGUCAGGUUACUCGAGCAGUCUAUGAUGUUUGAUGAUACUACGAGGAGGGCUUCGUUUGACCAGGGUGAUCUCUCAGCUUCGUCCGAUACCGAUAGUGUGUCUUCUGGUAGUAAUUCUGGGACGCCAGAAUUCAUUGUGCUCCCACGGGCAAAGGUGACUCCCCGUGGGAUCAGUGUGCCGGCAAGAUUUUGGGAGGAGACGAACAACCGGCUGUAUCGGCAUCCUGAGCCUUGCUCCCCUUCAUCUUCACCGGACGCAAGGCCCGUGGUACAACCAAAGCUGGGAACGGUGAAGAAAUUGUCGGUGGAUAACCCUUUGUCUUGUUCGAGGCCAGCUUCUCUGCACCAUGGAACCAUGGCACCUUCUUCUCUUAGCAAGCCUAUAACUUCACCAACGAGGGGUAUGGCUAGUCCAUUGCGGACAAGGAGUAAUGUAUUAUUGAACAGCUCACCAUUUGGUCAGCCGGGCAAUGCCCCUUCAAUUAUAAGCUUUUCUACUGAAGUGCGGAGGGCAAAGAAAGGGGAGAAUCGGAUUGAGGAAGCUCACUUGUUGAGGUUGCUUGAUAACCGGCAUUUGCAAUGGCGAUGUGUUAAUGCCAGGGCCUAUUCUGCACUGCUAAUGCAGAAACUAGCUGUAGAGAAGAAACUGUAUGAUGCAUGGAUAACUACCUCAAAGUUGCGUGAUUCCAUCACUAUUAAAAGGAUCAAGCUACAACUUUUGACACAAAAUUUAAAGCUAACUUCCAUUCUUAAGGGGCAAAUGGCCUCUUUGGAUGAAUGGUCUGUCAUGGAGAAAGAUCAUUCAAGCUCAUUAUGCGGAUCUAUUGAAGCAUUAAAUGCUAGCACACUCCGUCUUCCUGUUGUUAGUGGAGCCAAGGCAGACAUCUUGGAAGUUAAAGAUGCUGUUGGUUCAACAGUCGAUAUGAUGCAGGCAAUGGGAUCCUCAAUUUUCUCUCUACUAUCAAAGGUAGAAGGAAUGAGUACCUUGGUAUCUAACAUAACUAAAGUGGCUGCCCAAGAACGAGCACUACUCGAUCGAUCUAGAGAUCUCCUAUCUACAGUAGCAGCUAUGCAUGUAAGUCUCACUUCUGCGUCCAUUUCCUUUUUCCUUAUUCCAGGUAUCAUGCAGUAAUUUCUUAACACAAACUGAUGAACCAGGUAAAACAAUGUAGCCUGCAAGGGCAUCUGAUACAACUAAAACGAGGAGCCCACCUGAUCUAAGCACAGAGAAUAUUCUCUUGCUAAAUUUGCGGUCACUAACAUCACAACAAACUCUUCUUUUUAUAACCGGAGGAUUUCGAAAGGAAAUAAAGCAUGAAGUAUUGGUUUGCUUUGCUGGAAAGCUAAUGGCCUAAUACUACCUUUGUGGCCUGGGAUGGUUGAUUUGUGUAUCUUCUUUUCGGUUCUUUUGAUCUCUUUUGGUGUAUGUGUAUCAUCAUAGCG